Messenger RNA from Limulus polyphemus (Atlantic horseshoe crab), 1866 nucleotides. It is a transcript of the gene Cdc23, whose product is annotated as cell division cycle protein 23 homolog. The coding region runs from base 9 to 1748 and encodes 579 amino acids. Lineage: Eukaryota; Metazoa; Arthropoda; Merostomata; Xiphosura; Limulidae. Gene Ontology annotation, cellular component: anaphase-promoting complex. The record is from RefSeq and is a predicted model, not a curated record. Gene Ontology annotation, biological process: cell division. Gene Ontology annotation, molecular function: protein binding. The transcript has 16 exons.
GUUUUAAAAUGGCGCCCAUUUCGACAUGGAAUUUGUUUACAGUCAAACAAGAUCUGUUAAAGGCACAUUACGAGUGCUCUUCGAGGGGCCUUAGACAGAGUGCAAAAUGGUCAGCAGAGAUGUCCUAUGCUUUGUCCAUUAUUCAAAUCCCACCAGAAGAAGAUCCUCAUUUCACACAGGAAAACCCUGACUCAAUGAAGGAAUGGGAUAAAUACCUAUUAGCAAAAAGCUAUUUCGAUGUACAGGAAUAUGACAGAGCUGCUUAUUUUUCACAGAACUGUGUUUCUCCCAAGACUCACUUUCUUCAUUUAUAUUCAAGAUAUUUGUCUGGGGAGAAGAAGAAGUUAGAUGAUAUGGUAGACACUGUUGUUCCAGGUGAAAAAGUUCGAAAUGAAGCUUUGAAGCCACUGAGAGCAGAGUUACAGAAGGUACACUUGCAGAAGUCUCUUGAUGGUUACUUGUUAUAUUUGUACGGAGUGAUCUUGAAAAGACUCCAACUUCAGAAACAAGCCAUAGAAGUGCUGUGUGAAGCAGUUCAUAAAGAACCACUCCACUGGGGGGCAUGGCUGGAACUGGCAACUUUAAUCAUAGACAGAGAGAUGCUUUCAACUUUGUCUUUACCAAACCACUGGAUCAAGGAAUUCUUUCUUGCUCAUGCUUAUCUUGAACUACAGUUGAAUGAAGAAGCAUUAGACAUUUAUACCCGACUACAGGAAGUGGGCUUUCUAGCAAGUACUUACCUUAAAGCCCAAGUGUCUAUUGCUUACCAUAACAUGAGAGAAGUCGACCAAGCAAUAGAAGGAUUUCAGGCUCUUCAGAAAGUGGAUCCUUAUCGCUUAGACAACACUGAUAUUUUUUCUAACCUGCUUUAUGUGAAGGAAAUGAAGGUUGAGUUAAGUUUUCUAGCUCACCAAUGCUGUGAAACAGACAAGUAUCGAGUGCAGACAUGUUGUGUAAUAGGAAACUUUUAUAGUUUACGAUCUCAACAUGAAAAGGCUGUUCUCUAUUUUCAACGAGCUUUGAGACUUAACCCAAAUUAUCUGUCUGCUUGGACUCUCAUGGGACAUGAGUAUAUGGAAAUGAAGAACACCCAGGCAGCAAUCCAGUCAUACAGACAAGCUAUAGAAGUGAACAGGAGGGAUUACAGAGCUUGGUAUGGGCUAGGACAGACCUACGAGAUGUUAAAAAUGCCAUUUUACUGUCUUUAUUAUUAUCGACUUGCUCAACAACUUAGGCCAAACGACUCUCGGAUGAUGGUUGCGCUUGGGGAGGCAUAUGAAAAGCUAGACAAGCUUCAAGAAGCCAAGAAGUGUUACUGGAAGGCUCAUUCUGUUGGAGACAUUGAAGGAAUGGCAUUAAUCAAACUUGCUAAGUUAUAUGAUAAACUUGGGGAAGAAGAACAGGCUGCAGCAGCAUAUAGUGAUUAUGUAAGAGAUGUGGAGAUUAGAAGGGGAAUAGAAAGAGAAGAGCAAAGCAGUGCCUUCCGUUUCCUUGCUGGUUAUUACAAGAAACAUGGGCGGCUAGAAGAAGCUUAUGAAAAUGCCCAGAAAUGUACAGAAUAUAGUGAGACUAGAGAAGAAGCAAAAGCACUUUUAAGGGAAAUUGCUCAGUUAAGAAGCAUGCAAGAAAAUGGAGCAAUGCAGGUGGAAGACAAUGGUUCUGUAUCAAGAGGACCUCAUUUACAGUUUCAGGCAAACAAUACGCCACUUGGACGUUUGAGUCCAAUGAAUCUGACAUUUACACCUUAAUUGCUACAUUUAUCACUUAAAUUAGAAGCAUUUAUAUCUGAUUGAUUCUGUUUCUGUUACUGCAAUUAUAUGUAUAUUUCAGAUUAUUUUAAGUUGAAUAAAUCUUACCAAAUAAUUA